Argiope bruennichi is the source of this 489-nucleotide messenger RNA. Its product is annotated as histone H3. Bases 43 to 453 code for a protein of 136 amino acids. NCBI's taxonomy places the organism in Eukaryota, Metazoa, Arthropoda, Arachnida, Araneae, Araneidae. Gene Ontology annotation, molecular function: structural constituent of chromatin; protein heterodimerization activity; DNA binding. Gene Ontology annotation, cellular component: nucleosome. The record is from RefSeq and is a predicted model, not a curated record. The transcript has a single exon.
GCGCCCCAUUUUCUGUUCAAAGUCGUUUGAGAAUAGUCAGUCAUGGCACGUACCAAGCAGACCGCUCGUAAGAGUACUGGAGGUAAAGCCCCCAGGAAACAACUGGCUACUAAGGCCGCUCGUAAGAGCGCCCCAGCCACUGGAGGUGUUAAGAAGCCCCAUCGUUACAGGCCCGGAACUGUUGCUUUGAGAGAAAUCCGUCGUUAUCAAAAAUCCACUGAGCUCUUGAUCCGAAAAUUGCCAUUCCAGCGUUUGGUUAGAGAAAUCGCUCAGGACUUCAAAACUGAUCUCCGAUUCCAGAGUUCUGCUGUUAUGGCUCUCCAGGAAGCUAGCGAAGCUUAUUUAGUAGGCUUGUUCGAAGAUACUAACUUGUGCGCUAUCCACGCCAAGAGAGUAACUAUCAUGCCUAAGGACAUUCAGCUCGCUAGACGAAUUAGGGGUGAACGUGCCUAAGCCAAAAAAAAAGUUGUUUAAAAAAAAAAAAAAAAC